GGCCAACAUGUCAGCUGCUGCACCAAACUGGAGUCGUAUCUCCUCGGCCCUCGGCCUGGGAAAGAACACCACUGCUUCUUUGCAAUCUUUUAGAAAGAGAAGCGAGGAUGCUCGUAGAGCCUUGACGGCCCUUCAGGCUCAAAGCACCGAUGUCGACAUUGCUCACUAUAGGAGCACUCUCAAGAACCAAGAUGUAGUAGCACAGGCAGAGAAGAUUCUCAAGGAGUUCAAGCCGGUCAGCUAUGAUGUCGGAGCUCAACUCAAAUCUAUCGAUGCUUUCGAGGCCAAAGCUGUGGAGCAAGCCCAAGCGACGGCUUCCAAGAUCGAGUCGGAGCUGAAGGACCUGAAGGCUACGCUCAAAAACAUCGAGGACGCUCGUCCCUUUGAUCAGCUCACCGUCGGGGAAGUCAUUGCUGCGCGUCCCGAGAUCGGCAAGACGGUGGAGGAGAUGGUCAAGAAGGGCAAGUGGACUGUGCCCGGCUACGACGAGAAGUUUGGCAACCUUUCCGUCACCUAAGCGUGUGUCGAUCGAAACGUUCCAUCGCCCUCCCCUUUCGCUCAAUUACAAACAUGUUAGAGCCCUUCGAGCCAAUUUACACAUACAACUUCGCACUCUGAUUGUUGAAUGCCCAAGGCGAGGCAAACGGACAGGCAUCCACCAAGGCGCUUAUUGGAAGCACAGAGGGUUCGAUAGGACCCUCUCGCCAUUGGAUUUGGCUACUCUUCUGAGGGUACAACGCGUGGUAAGGAGUCUUGCCCGACGCUUGAUUUGAGCUCGAUGUACCAGUCAUUGCAUCAAAUGGUGAGCCUCCACUCAUUCAG
Ceraceosorus guamensis is the source of this 822-nucleotide messenger RNA. Its product is annotated as putative ATP7-F1F0-ATPase complex, FO D subunit. Lineage: Eukaryota; Fungi; Basidiomycota; Exobasidiomycetes; Ceraceosorales; Ceraceosoraceae. The transcript is spliced from 4 exons. The record is from RefSeq and is a predicted model, not a curated record. Bases 8 to 517 code for a protein of 169 amino acids. Gene Ontology annotation, molecular function: proton transmembrane transporter activity. Gene Ontology annotation, biological process: proton motive force-driven ATP synthesis.